This is a messenger RNA of Engraulis encrasicolus (European anchovy), 5192 nucleotides long. It is a transcript of the gene scai, whose product is annotated as suppressor of cancer cell invasion. The record is from RefSeq and is a predicted model, not a curated record. The transcript is spliced from 18 exons. NCBI's taxonomy places the organism in Eukaryota, Metazoa, Chordata, Actinopteri, Clupeiformes, Engraulidae. Gene Ontology annotation, biological process: DNA-templated transcription. Gene Ontology annotation, molecular function: transcription corepressor activity. Gene Ontology annotation, cellular component: nucleus. Bases 315 to 2015 code for a protein of 566 amino acids.
UAGAACUAGCAGUUACUCAAUGGGCCAAGCUGAGCUUCGGCGUUUUUAAAUGUACCACUGACCGCUUCAUGGACAGCCGGGGAGGGUUGACAUUGCUAGUUGUAAAUGACGAUGCGCCACUGUAUUGGACGCUUUGAGUUAAUUGGGCUUACAUUAACAUAGCUAGCGUUUGCUCCACUUGGAUACGGUGUCAGAGGACUACGGUGAAACAAACAGAAGCCAGCGUGUGGACAGUUGCCCGUUUGUAAAUCGUGCAUCCAUCCCCGAAAGUGACGCGACCAAAUAAAGCGGAGCCACUGAAAGGCGCAGGUGCGAUGACGGGGCUGGGGGCCGAGGACGACAUCCCGCUGGGCGAGAGGAAGACGGUGACGGACUUCUGCUACCUGCUGGACAAGUCCAAACAGCUCUUCAAUGGCCUCAGAGAUCUGCCCCAGUAUGGGCAUAAGCAGUGGCAGUCCUACUUCGGCCGCACGUUUGACGUCUACACCAAGCUCUGGAAGUUCCAGCAGCAGCACAGACAGGUGCUGGACAACCGGUAUGGCCUGAAGAGGUGGCAGAUUGGCGAGGUGGCCUCCAAGAUUGGGCAGCUCUACUACCACUAUUACCUCCGCACGUCGGAAACGAGCUACCUGAACGAGGCCUUCUCCUUCUACUCGGCCAUCCGCCAGCGCUCCUACUACUACCAGGUCAGCAAGGAGGAGAGGCCUGAGUUGGUGGUGAAGAAGCUGAGGUACUACGCUCGCUACAUCGUGGUGUGCUUGCUCCUCAACAAGAUGGACCUCGUCAAAGUUUUAGUUAAGGAGCUGUCUGAGGAGAUUGAGGACUACACCCAGCGCUUCAACACGGAGGACCAGCUGGAAUGGAACCUGGUGCUACAGGAGGUGGCCGCCUUCGUGGAGGCGGACCCGGUGAUGGUGGUGAGCGAGGAGAACGCGGUGGUGAUCAUGUCCAAUCGGCUGCUGGAGGGGGGCGUGCCCCCGCUGGAACAGGGCAUGGUGGUUGGUCAGCUGGCCCUGGCCGACGCCCUCAUCGUCGGCAACUGUGCCACUCAGGUGAAGUUCAGUGAGCUGACCAUCGAUAUGUUCCGCAUGCUGCAAGCCCUGGAGAGGGAGCCGGUUAACCUGGCCACCCAGACCAACAAGACUGGACCUCUGGAGCCGUGUGAGAAGCCGGCUAAGAGGGAGAACCCCCAUAAGUACCUGCUCUACAAGCCCACCUUCAGCCAGCUCUACACCUUCCUCUCAGCCUCCUUCAAGGAGCUGCCAGCCAACAGCGCUCUGCUCGUCUAUCUCUCGGCCUCUGGAGUCUUCCCCACUGCACGCAACGAGUAUGACGGCCCGUACGAUGUGGGUGGUGUGCUGACCAACACCAACCGUGACGUGGUGAACGGAGAGACCAUACAGAAGAGAAAUCAGGCCCAGAAAGAGAUGCACUGCCUCCAUCCUGGUGACCUGUACCCCUUCACCAGGAAGCCCCUCUUCGUCAUCGUGGACUCUUCCAACAGCACGGCCUACAAGAAUUUUACUAAUCUGUUUGGACAGCCAAUCGUCUGCCUGCUCUCCCCGACUGUCUAUCCUAAGAGCAUGCAAGACCAGUCUCAGCGGGGUAGCCUGUUCACCCUCUUCCUGUACAACCCCUUGAUGGGCUUCCUGUCGGUGUGUGGGCUGAGCAGCAUGCGCCAGGGGCUGUGGGACAAGGCACAGGACUUCCUGCGCAAGGUCUACCGCGACAUCGGCACGCUCAUCACGCGCUCACGGGUCAUAGACCAAGCCUUCCUGCAGUUCUAUGGAGAUGAGUUCCUGAGGUUGCUGAUGAUUCGGUUCGUGUUCUGCUCGGCAACACUUCGACUGCACAAACUCUUCCGGGAGUCUCGGAGCUUUCCAGAUUCGUACCCCCAGCUUCCAAAACAGGACACAGUGGAGAACACGGCUCUGCAGAAACACGUUCACGAGCUGGCGGCCAUGCUGGACGUACAAAACCUCUUCUGUGACAGCAGCUCGCUGGAUAACUAUUGACCAUAAACACAACAACACACACGCACACUUAGAUACAUACACUUAACAGGCAACAAGGCAAACAUCGCUAUGAAAUCCUUGCACACAGUUCUCCUGCGUGAACAGUGCAGUUUUAUCUUUUAUCUUAUUGUUUAGCACUAGGUUAUUCUUUUGCUGAAAUGUUAUCCGGUGGAAAUAUUCAAACCUUUACAAUCCACGUUUUUAGGUUUCUCACAUCUCAAGGCAUAUCUUGAAGCAGUGACAAUGGAUACAAUCGAAUAUGAACGCUGGCAGCUCUCUUAACGGUAGCUGUAAAGAUUUAGCAAAAAAAAAUAAUUAUAAUUAAAAAAAUAGGCACGCUUUGAGAACAGGGUAGAGAAAAAUAAUAAAAUAAAACUAAAAUCAUCUCUAGAACAAAGGAAAAUUCCAGAACGACACCACUGCCUGUUUUAGCAUUCCGCUCCACUCCUCCAGGCAGUCUUUCAGACUCUUCUGUGUUUUUGCAAAGUUUACACGCCUUAUCAUCUUUUCUGACUCUCUCUCUCUUUUCUGCAUGUGCAUUCAAUUGUCUAUGACACUGUUGUUACUGGCUUGCCUUUUCUUUUCUUUUCUUUUCUCUUUGAGUUUUCUUAACGCCAUUUUGUCUUCUUCCUCUGUACUCAGUACUAACUUGAUUCUGACUAACUUGAGCCAACCACAGCCCCCCCUCUCUCCCCUUCUGGAAGGAGCUCUUACGUGGUGUGAGUCCCCGUGUUUUUAGGAUGAACUCUCCAGUCCUGUGAUCCCUCAUUGGGCGAGUGUGUGUUUUAAGGGGGGAAAAAACGGGGGACGUGUGUGUCGUCUAAACGUUUGUGGAGUUUUAAAACGCUAUAUUCCAAUGAGGAAGGAUGUUUUAGCACGUUUGACAGUACUGUGUCCCUGUCCAUAUAAAUAAUUUUCUUUCUUUCUCUUUUUUUUUUAUAUUCCGCUGUCCAAUUGUAUAUGUGGUGGACUCUACUAUCCAGAAUGGAUUAUCUUUUUUUGUUUCUUUGUUGGUCUGUUGUUUUUUUUGGGGUUUUUUUUCAAGCUCGCUGAAAAAGUGACGAGCAAAGCAAAUAUCCCUAUAUAUACAAACAUAGAUAUGUAUAUAAAUGUAUAGAUGAGAGAGAAGAAAAAAAACAACCAUGUGAGGCUGCAAGAGGUUUUUAAGGUCCAUCUGUUCCAUGUAGCUAAGGGGUUUCUUUUCUUUUCGGUGGGUAAAGGAAUCUGUAAAAAGAUGGUGCUGUGCAGUUGUCCCAGACUGUCCCCACCCCUCUCUCCCCACUCUAUACACACACGCACACACACCCUUCCCUACCCAAAGCAGAUUUUUUUUUGUGAAUGAACUGACUGACUCUGUCAUGGCACUGCUCCCUCUGCUGUUGUGUUUAGUGCACUGCAGCCAGCCUACAUUCCAAGGACAUCCUGAGAAAAAAAAGAGAAAAAACUAAGAAAUGAAAUGAGCCCACUGAGGAGACUGCCGUUGACUCUUUUGCUUUUAAUGUCCGUAGUUUGAAUUGGGCCAUCCUGACAGGGAGAAAUAUGGGGCAGUUAACCUCCUUGAUAGUGUUUUUCUUUUCUUCUUCUGUUUUGUUUGAAUGAAUUAGAGUGAUAAUAUAUUGUUCAAAAUGGCGGGAGUUGAUUAGCAUUUUGAUGAGGAGGUUGGUAUAACAAUAAUAAUAAUAAUAAUAAUAGCCUUGCACUUUACUUGUACUGAGGUUUUGACCUGAUGUUUGUUGUGCUGUUGGUAAAUGUCAGAGGCAUGUCAGAGACCACGAUAAAACUCACAAUAUUGUCUUAUCUCCACUCCACGUCGUUAUGUAUACCCAGCAGCAGCACUCUCUUGGCCUUGUGUUCAGAAGCUCCAUAGCUGCCCAAGCCCACUCCCCUCCUCAAGUGUUACAGUUCAAUGCCAGAUGGGACAUUUGCAGGCUCUUUGCGAGUGUACGUACUGUAUGUGGGCCUGUUUGAGUGUCAGAGUGUUGGGCAAGCACCACCACCACCACCCCCACACACACCCCUUCCCCAAGCUUUGUUGAUGAUGUGAAAGAGGCUGCCUGCUGUCUCAGUCCUCUCUUAAGGAAGCACAAAAAACCCCAGUCAGCCGCCCGUUGCAACAUUCCAACACCUCAUCCUCCUCUUGAAAUGAACUGACCCCUCCCUUUUCCCACCCAGAACAUUGAAAACACAGACUGAACUGAACUGAACAAGCCUUGGCCCCUCCUCCCUACGAUCCACGUCAUACAUUUCUGAUAUGCCUUUUAGAGAGAAAAAUAUAUACUUUUUGUAUGUUCUUUUUGAAGAACGCAGCAUGUAGCAUUUUGAUUAUUUUUAUUUAAUGUGUUGUUUUUUUGUUGACAUUCUUUUGUUUUUUUGUACACGUUUUGUCUUAGUUUUUUUAUUAUUGUUGUUGUUUCCCCCCUCGACGUCGAUUUCACUUCACCACAGCUGCGCCCGAUCAAUCACUGCCAGACUUGAUCAACCAACCAACCGUGUUCUGAAAUAUUCCAGACCAGAAACACACAAAAAAGAAUAUCCAGUAGUAAUGUUUUUUGUUUUGUUUUGUUAUUUAUUUAUCAAUUUUGCACCAUUUGGACUUGAAAGAGAGACGGUGGAAGUCAGACGACUUGAAAUGGUGGUUUCUGUCCAGUAGACAUGAAGGAAUCCUGUUCCCUCUGUUUGAUUUCUGAUGUUUUAAUGUAAUGCCCACAAGGACAGCUGUGCUUCUGCUCUGCUCUGCUCUUCAUCGCCACCUGUGGACGUUGUGGAGACUCAUCAGUGUCCUUCACUGACUUUGUACACACAGACUGGUUGUCAUGGCAACCUUGGGACCUUGGUAGUACCCGCUGGGAACUGAGCGAGAUGAGGAUUCUGUGGGGGGUGAGAAGCACAGGCUAGAGAUGCACAUAUCUGCUCCCCCCCUUCUACACUUUCUGUAUGUGACCAAACUUGGAACUGUUGAUGAAGAGAAGACAAAAAAACAGCUGUCCCUUCUUUGUUUUGCAUUAAGAGAGCUCACAAAUUGCAACACAUGUAUAGCGUGGCCACAUGGGACACUCUACAAGAGCUGUAAAGCCAAGCUUCUGACACUUUGUUCAUGACGCAUUUUCUACCACCAACAACAACAACAAAAUAUUUUACUUUUCUUCAAAGUACCCAUGUUUUAAAGGAGAACCAAGA